Messenger RNA from Caenorhabditis elegans, 2368 nucleotides. RefSeq names its product Cyclin-T1.2 (gene cit-1.2). The record is from RefSeq and is marked reviewed. The coding region runs from base 739 to 1884 and encodes 381 amino acids. NCBI's taxonomy places the organism in Eukaryota, Metazoa, Nematoda, Chromadorea, Rhabditida, Rhabditidae. Gene Ontology annotation, molecular function: cyclin-dependent protein serine/threonine kinase regulator activity. The transcript has 6 exons. Gene Ontology annotation, biological process: regulation of transcription by RNA polymerase II.
UUUCAGCAUUGAUCAGUAUGUCGAAUUCGAACAAAUUGAUCGCAGAGAAGAAUGGGUCCAGAUAUGGCAGAAUGAUUCAUCCUUGGCUCCGAAAAAAGCAAGAUAUGUUGGCGGACACUCCAAGUCGACGAGAAGGAAUGACAUACGAGGAGGAGCUGUCAAAACGACAACAAGGAGGAGUCUUCAUCUUUGACAUUGCCAUGCAAUUGACACAUGGCAAAGGAGAGCAGUGAGUGCAGUGAUAGGAUAAAGAUUUAGAAUCGAGUGAAUUUCAAGUGAGGCGAAUUGUAAAAUUUAGGAUUUAGAUGGGUUCAUAUAGUUUUACAAUUCAUAAAAACGCCAUCUCUUGUGAUCAUUUCUUUCGCUUCCUAAUCUUUUCGAGACAAUGUCUUGAUUCUCUCCUCAUCGAGCACUGCGAUAUAUUCCAGCGGUCUGAGUGGAGUGGCGGCAACUCUGUUUAACCGAUUCUUCAACGUUCACUCGCUCAAACGGUGUGAUUUCCGAGACGUGGCGGCAGCAUGUGUCUUUUUGGCAGGAAAGAACGAAGAUGCACCCAAGAAGCUGAAAUAUGUGGUUACACAACUGUGGCAGUUCAAAUAUCCACACAAUAAGCAGUUUCAAUCAGAGCAACACUUCUUAGAUCAGUGUAAUGUCGUCACGUUAAUAGAGGAUGUACUUCUCAAAACCAUUUCCUUCGAUAUCAAUGUAGAUCUACCUCAUCAGUAUGUUCUAAAAUUAAUGCGCGAUGUCGAGAAAGGUAGAAAUGUAUACAAGGAUAUGGUGAAAACUGCAUAUUACAUGGCCACUGAUGUAUUAAUAAUCACCGACUGGAGUGUGCGAUACUCAUGUGCUUCAAUAGCAACUGCUUGCGUAAACAUAGCUGCCUUCUUUCAUAACAUCAACAUGGACGAUAUCGUUCCAUUUGAGUUAUCUGAUAGGUGGUACCGACUAGAAGAUCAGUCAAUGACUCGUGAAGAAGUUGAGGCCAUGACUAAGGAAUUCCUAGAUAUCUUCAGCCGAAAUCCACAAUUCCACAUUGGGUCUCUUAAAAAGAUUGAUCCACUCGGAAAGGUUAAAAUUGUCGGAAUGCCGCCACAAGUCUCAUCUACAGUAACACCUUCUGGAUCGUCGUCUAAUCUCAAGAAAAUCGAUUUGGAGUCAUAUAAAGGCCGACCGAAGCCACUUUCCAAUUCUUCUGAUUCGCCUUCAACGCGACCGAGUUUCCUGCCAGAUGUAAAGAAUCAGAAGGUAGUCGAGCAAGAGUUGAUGGAACAAAGGAUGAAAGAAGCUGCUCAGCAGAAAAUUCAUCGUAACGGACACCGUCCCAGCAGCAGUUCUCAUCCUCUUCACCACCAUUCUACGUCUUCAUCAGCUUCAAACAAUAGCAAUCAUCAGAAUAGGUCCUCAUCCGGUCUAUCGGCACACCAACAUCAGAAGCCAUACAACGAAGAUUCUCGAUCAGCGAAAAGGUCAAUGAUGUACGAAGAGACGAAUAGUUCGAAAAAACCAAGGAUCGAUUACAAGAUGAGUUUCGUUGCUUCGUCAUCAACAACCAUAGCUACUAUGCACAAUGAUCAUUUUUCGCAAACGACGCACCAGCAAAACAUUUCAACAUAUGCUCGAGGAGUAAACGAAAUGAUGUUAAAUCAAGUCGCUCCGCCUCCUCUCAUGUCGGUAUCUGCCCAACCUUCCACAUAUCAAAAAAUGUGUAUGGAGUAUCAACGAAAUCCGGCCGAUUCUCGACAUACGAUGUCAUCAACGCAACAAAUAUCACCUCCUGAUGAGCCUUCCCCACCUGUAUCACAGAUACUACUGCCGCCACCUCCACCGCCGCCAAUCUUGCCACCCCGGCUGGAUGAGAUGGAGGAAGGGGAGCUCGUUUAAGAGCUUCCCUCACUGUUAUUUCCGUUUCUUCUACUUUGCUCUUUAUUUGGGUUCAAUUCCUGAUGUACAGUAGGUUUUCUUUCCGCAUUUUUAUUCAAUGUUUCUUUUUUCCUCUUCAUUUUUUUUCCUUUUUCCUUCUCUUGUCCUUCCUCGUUCUCACCGGUUUCCACUCUUGUUGUCGACUUUUAGAUACUAUUCUCACCUUUUUUUCUUUCUUUUCAUAUUUCUAUCUUAUCAAAUAAUGAUCUCGAUCCUCUCGUUUCGUUUUUUAUCAGUUUCACUGUCUUCCUUAUUUUUCAUUUGAUUUGUUUCAACGGUAUUAUUUUCCUUUUUUGGCAACUAAAUCUACGGGAUAAACUAAAAAAAUACAAAAAAAGUCUUUAUCUAUCUUGACUCUUCCCGCUUUUCGAUGUUUCAGACUUCGUUUCCUUAUAUAUAUAUAUAUACUUGUAAACUCUACUUUGUAUAAUAAUAAACGUUUUUU